AUGUUGGCUGCACGAUCUGCUCUGCGCGCUUCUAUGCGCUCGGGUGCUGCACCCUCCAGCCGUCUCUUCAGCUCCUCGGCCAUCAACAACAAGGCCGUUGCUGUUCUCGGCGCUAGCGGUGGUAUCGGACAGCCUGUGAGUGUCUUCAGCGCCGUCUUUUGGACCUGCCCAGUAGGCAAUGCCUUUUGCCGGCACGAAGCGAUCUCUAUGGCCUCCCCAGGGAAUCUGCUUUCAGUGGCACGAAUGCUUGUUUUUCGCAUUGCCUUCGCUUGUGUCCAGAGUCGUCAUCGUUUCCACUUACGGGCACAGACACUGCACACUCCAUGGCCUUAUCUGAUCAUCAGCGCUGACAAGUCUCGUGUCCCUCCCCUCACAGCUGUCUUUGCUGCUCAAGAACGACCCUCUGGUCACCAAGCUUAGCCUCUUCGACAUCCGUCUGGCCCCUGGUGUCGCUGCCGAUAUCGGCCACGUGAACACGCCCGCCGUCGUAAGUGUAUGGCGCUCCAUUCAUGAGAGAAGAAGGCUCUUGGUUUCUCCAUGUGUGACCGCUAAGCUUCUUUCGUCGCUUUUCAGACCACCGGAUACGGAGCGGAGGACAACGGUCUUGAGAAGGCUCUUGAGGGCGCCGAGCUGGUUGUCAUCCCCGCUGGUGUCCCUCGCAAGCCAGGCAUGACCCGCGACGACCUCUUCAACGUAAGUUUGGCCAAACGGUGCAAGAAGGCGUGCAAGGCCUCCUGGUCCAUGUAUGCAAUCCCAGUCUCGCUUCCGCGGCGUUGCAUCUGAUCUCGUUUUGCUACUUCAUUUUGCGCGCUCUUUCAGACCAACGCCUCCAUUGUCCGCGACUUGGCCAAGGCUGCUGCAAAGGUCUGCCCCAAGGCGCACCUCCUCAUCAUCUCCAACCCGGUCAACUCUACUGUCCCUAUCGUUGCCGAGGUGUUCAAGAAGGCUGGUGUUUACGACCCCAAGCGUCUCUUUGGUGUGACCACCCUCGACGUGACCCGCGCCUCCACCUUCCUCAGGUGAGUCCUACAGCGACUUCGCAGGCUGGUCUGAGCGUUGCGACGAAUCCGACUGACACGCCUUUUGUUGUCUUUUGCUGGUAGCGGCAUCGCGAGCUCUCACCCCGCUGAGACCAUCGUGCCUUGCGUUGGAGGUCACUCUGGACCCACAAUCGUUCCUCUCCUUUCCCAGGCCAAGCAGGGAUCCGCUGUCAAGGCUGGCGAAUUUUACGAGAAGCUCGUGCACCGUAUCCAAUACGGCGGUGACGAGGUCGUCAAGGCCAAGGUGAGUAAAAUAGUGUGAAACACAAUGGGUGAAGGAUGAUGUAUCUAGGUGGAACCAGGCAAAAGAUUCGGGUGCUGGAAAAUGCGCACGCUCUGCGCCAAGCAAUUUCAGGCGAUUGCUGACUGUUUGCGCUCCAUCUCUUUGCGACUCUCACAGGAUGGUGAGCAUUGAGUUGAUGCAGUGCAGCUCCCGAUUCUACGGGUAGACUAUACUUGUUUCACUUGGGGGGUAAGCGCAGUAUCAGCGAGUGAGUUGCUAACAACUGUUGCCGUUUCUUCGAUGUCUAGGUGCCGGAAGCGCCACUCUCUCCAUGGGUAAGUGCUCAUGCUUACAUGAAAACGCAUACAGAGCGGCGCGCGUCUCUGAGUUGACACAGUACAACGCUUCCUUCAACAGCCUACGCUGCUGCCGUGUUCUCCAACUCCCUGAUCCGUGCCAUCAAUGGCGAGGGCAACGUCGUCGAGUGCACCUAUGUCGACUCUCCUCUCUACAAGGACCAAGGCGUUGACUUCUUCAGCUCCAAGGUCACUCUUGGUCCCGAGGGUGUCAAGGAGAUCCACCCUGUCGGCCAAAUCACACCCGAGGAGGAGAAGGUACGCACGCAGUUGAGAACUGCACCGCUAUAGCCCAACUGAGCCAACUGACACGAAACGCAUCGCGCUUCUGCCGCUGCUUGCUCCUUUGCAGCUCCUCGAGGCCUGCUUGCCAGAGCUUUCCAAGAACAUCAAGAAGGGUGUCCAAUGGGUUGGCGAGAACCCCUGA
Messenger RNA from Ceraceosorus bombacis, 2046 nucleotides. The record is from the annotation of a GenBank genome assembly. Lineage: Eukaryota; Fungi; Basidiomycota; Exobasidiomycetes; Ceraceosorales; Ceraceosoraceae.